Molecule: messenger RNA, 1977 nt
Organism: Acinonyx jubatus (cheetah)
Lineage: Eukaryota; Metazoa; Chordata; Mammalia; Carnivora; Felidae
Gene: TEX264
Product: testis expressed 264, ER-phagy receptor
Exons: 5
Coding region: 732-1673 (313 amino acids)
Biological process (GO): reticulophagy; protein-DNA covalent cross-linking repair
Cellular component (GO): replication fork; endoplasmic reticulum membrane; nucleus
Source: RefSeq, a predicted model, not a curated record
CCGCACUUUAGCUCCGCCCCUAUCCCUGGAGGCCGCGCCUCAGCCGUGGCUGCAAACUUUAGAUACUCUUUUAAGUUACGGAGGUGUGUGAGACCCCUUGAGGUCAUGGCUGAAAAGAAAACAGCUGGGUAAAUAAGCGAGGCGCGAGUGAGCAGGGCUGGAAGCGCAGAGUGGGAGUCGGCGCACCUCAGUCCCGCGCAGGCCUGGGUCUUUCGCCGCUCACUGGCACCGAAGUUUAAGGGCCCGGUCCACUGCCGCGGCGCAAGUGAGCAGCCUCAGGAAGCCUCGCCAGCUCGGGUCAGAGACGACCACCCCUGGUCUCUGACCCGAGGAGAAACCGAUGUCAGCGACAGGGGCUGUUUCAAAGCCAGUUACAGAGGCUGGAACCCUCCAGGAAGAGGACUCUCCAAGAACAGGGGCAUAAGCACAGCCCCAGUGAAGAGUUGACAUUAUGAGGCCGAGUUUGGCUUCUGAUUUCCGUAAGCGGUAGGAGGACGAGGUAGAGGUGCAGCCUUGUGGUGAGGAGGGAGUUCCUGUAGAGGCCCUAGUGGGCUUUCCCCGAAAAGGGAACAGUCAGGGCACGGUGCCCAGCUCAGUGGUGAUUUUCUCUCUGCCCCCAGCACUGGAGUACUUGGAGCAUUUGGUCCCUGCGGCGCUGGAUGCCAUGAGUUGCUAAAAGUGAGCCUGGCUUUUCAGCUGUCUUGGGGGCACAGUGUCGGGGGCACAGAGCCAUGUCUGACCUGCUUCUCCUAGGCCUGAUUGUGGGCCUGACUCUGCUGCUGCUGCUGACACUGCUGGCCUUUGCUGGGUACUCAGGGCUGCUGUCUGGGGUGGUGGUGAGUGCCGGCUCACCCCCCAUCCGCAAUGUCACUGUGGCGUACAAGUUCCACGUGGGGCCCUACAGCGAGACUGGGAGGCUUUUCACCGAGAGCUGCAGUGUCUCCCCCAAGCUCCGCUCCAUCGCCGUCUACUACGACAACCCCCACAUGGUACCCCCUGAGAAGUGCCGCUGUGCAGUGGGCAGCAUUCUGAGUGAAGGUGAGGAGUCACCCUCCUCUGAGCUCAUCCAGCUCUACCAGAAAUUUGGCUUCAAGGUGUUCUCCUUCCCGGCACCCAGCCAUGUGGUGACGGCCACCUUCCCCUAUACCUCCACCCUGUCCAUCUGGCUGGCUACCCGCCGUGUCCAUCCUGCCCUGGAUGCCUACAUCAAGGGGCGGAAGCUGUGUGCCCACCCUCGGCUAGAGAUCUACCAGCAAGACCAGAUCUAUUUCAUGUGCCCGCUGGCACGGCAGGGAGACUUCUACGUGCCUGAGGUGAAGGAGACAGAGCGGAAAAGCCGAGGGCCCACAGAGGCCACUGACGCCCAGAUGGAUGGCACAGGAGCUGAUACGAUGAGUGACACGAGUUCUGUAAGCCUGGAGGUUGGUCCUGGCAGCCGGGAGACUUCAGCUGCCACACUGUCCCCUGGGGUGAGCAGCCGUGGCUGGGACGAUGGUGACACCCGCAGUGAGCACAGCUAUAGCGAGUCGGGCGCCAGUGGCUCAUCCUUUGAGGAGCUGGACCUGGAAGGCGAGGGAGCCCUGGGAGAGCCAAGGCUGAGCCCUGAGGCUGAACCCCUAGGGGCUGCCAAGUGGCCCCGGGAACCUAGUACCCCCGAGAAGGGUGAGGAGUAACCCUAGGCUCAUGCCCUCCUGGGGUGCAAUCGCUAAGGAACUGAGCAGACUCUCCAGCCCUCUUCCUCCUUCACCUCUCAGGCCCAGGCUGGGGCCUGGGGCCUCAGGGGGACCUGAUUUCCACUGCCCUGGGCUCUAGCUAAGCCUUCUUACCAUACUUUUGGCUCCCAGGGCCAAAGGAGCCAGGGACUGUAAUCUGCACCCAGACCCCGGGGCUACUGCCCCUCUGACACAUCUUUUUUCAGAUUCACAUUGGAGCUUCCAGAACCAGAAUAAAGCAUAUAAUUUUCUUGUUUCACCUGGA